Messenger RNA from Eublepharis macularius, 2055 nucleotides. RefSeq names its product vomeronasal type-2 receptor 26-like. The transcript is spliced from 4 exons. The record is from RefSeq and is a predicted model, not a curated record. The coding region runs from base 1 to 2055 and encodes 684 amino acids. Gene Ontology annotation, biological process: G protein-coupled receptor signaling pathway. NCBI's taxonomy places the organism in Eukaryota, Metazoa, Chordata, Lepidosauria, Squamata, Eublepharidae. Gene Ontology annotation, molecular function: G protein-coupled receptor activity. Gene Ontology annotation, cellular component: membrane.
AUGGUCCCAAAUACAACCCAUCAGCAUAUGGGGAUUAUCCGGUUGCUUCUCCAUUUCGGAUGGACGUGGGUUGGUCUGUUUGCGGCAGAUGAUGACAAUGGAGAACAUUUUGUGCAGGCCCUGGAGCCCCUGCUGUCUCAGAAUGGACUCUGUUUAGACUUCACAGAAAGAAUCAUAAACCAACCCGACUGGCAUAGUCAGGUUAAAAUUGAUUAUUUCAUUUCAAGAAUAUACCAUUUUUUUACAAGCAGCACAGCCACUACAUUUAUCCUCCAUGGAGAGCCUAUGACCAUUGUACUGUUGAACAGUUACCUGCUUCGAGGGGGCAUUCAGAGUAAUGACAAUACAUCCUUUGGAAAGGUGUGGAUUAUGACAACCCAGAUUGAUUUCAUAUUAACAGGCACUCAAAUGGGAGCGGACUUCCAGUUGUUCGAAGGUGCCAUUUCCUUCACUGUUCAUUCAGAUGAGAUACUUGGGUUCCCGAAAUUCCUUCAGACUGUGAAACCUUGCUGGAAACAAGAAGAUGGUUUUCUCGAAGAUUUCUGGGUGCAAGCAUUCAACUGUUUUUAUCCAAAUUGCAGUAUGCCCUUAAAAGCUGAUGGAAUAUGCACUGGGGAGGAAAAGCUGGAGAGCCUUCCUUGGCCCUUUUUUGAAAUUCGCAUGACCGGCCACAGCUACAGUAUCUAUAACGCUGUCUAUGCUGUGGCACAUGCUUUGCAUGCUAUGUAUUCAUCUACAUUCAACCAGAGAGGAAGGGGAGGGGGCAAAAGAGCUGAGCUUCAAGAUCUCCAGCCUUGGCAGCUCCACAUAUUUCUUCAAGGCAUUUAUUUUAAUAACUCAGCUGGACAAACUCUGUCCUUUAAUGACGAUAAGGAAAUGAGAACGGGAUUUGAUAUAACGAACAUGGUGACAUUUCCAAACAAGUCUUUCAAUAGGGUGAAAGUUGGAAGUAUGAAUCUCAAUGCAGUUGAUGGACAAUUCAUCAUUCGUGAGGAUAUGAUUUUAUGGCACAGAACUUUCAACCAGGCAUUACCCCUUUCUGUGUGCAAUGACUACUGUCCCCCAGGUUUUCACAAGAAGAAGAAGGAAGGGGUGAAAUUUUGCUGCUAUGAUUGUGCUCCGUGCCCAGAAGGGAAGAUUUCAAACCAGAAAGACAUGGAUGACUGCAUCAUGUGCCCAGAAGAUCAGUAUCCGGUCAAAGACCAAGAUCAAUGUGUUCCCAAGAUGAUAAGCUUUCUAUCUUAUGGAGAACCAUUGGGAAUGAGUUUAGCCUCAGCUGCAGUUUCUUUUGCUGUGAUUACAGCUUUGGUUCAGGGAACUUUCAUUAAGUACAAAGAUACUCCUGUAGUCAAAGCCAACAACCGGGAUGUAAGCUAUGUUCUCCUCAUCUCCCUUCUCCUCUGCUUCCUCUGUUCUUUGCUGUUUAUUGGACGUCCUAGGAAGGUGACCUGUUUACUCCAACAAUCCACUUUUGGGAUUGUCUUCUCAGUGGCUGUUUCUUGUGUUUUGGCCAAAACCAUCACUGUGGUUGUAGCUUUCAUGGCCACCAAACCAGGAUCCAGUGUGAAGAAGUGGAUAGGAAAACGAGUUGCCCAUACCAUCAUUCUUUCCUGCUCUCUUAUUCAGGUGAGCAUCUGUACUGUGUGGCUAGGAACAUCUCCUCCAUUUCCAGAUUUGGACACACAAUCAUUUACUGAAGAGAUUGUAGCAGGAUGUAAUGUAGGAUCUAUCCUCAUGUUUUAUAUUGUGAUAGGCUACAUGGGACUUCUGUCCCUCAUCAGCUUGACUGUGGCUUUCCUAGCCAGGAAGUUGCCAAAUAGUUUUAAUGAAGCCAAAUUUAUCACCUUCAGCAUGUUGAUCUUUUGCAGUGUUUGGGUAUCCUUUAUUCCAACCUACCAGAGCACCAAAGGGAAAUACAUGGUGGCUGUGGAGAUCUUCUCUAUCUUGUCUUCCAGUGUUGGGUUAUUGGCUUGUAUCUUUUCACCUAAAUGUUACAUUAUUGUGCUGAGGCCUGAACUGAACAAGAGGGACCUGCUCAUAAAGAGAAAGAAUUAA